Ipomoea triloba (trilobed morning glory) is the source of this 3179-nucleotide messenger RNA. RefSeq names its product peptidyl serine alpha-galactosyltransferase. Gene Ontology annotation, molecular function: glycosyltransferase activity. Bases 226 to 2754 code for a protein of 842 amino acids. Lineage: Eukaryota; Viridiplantae; Streptophyta; Magnoliopsida; Solanales; Convolvulaceae. The record is from RefSeq and is a predicted model, not a curated record. The transcript has 8 exons.
ACAACAUGAUUGUGAUGACGAUGUAUCAUCUGAAAGUUUACAGAUCAUCAGUGAAUUUUUAAUCAUUAUAUUCACUCGUUCAAGAUCUGAGUUUACCAGGGAAAAAAACAACGCUGAUUGAGAAAAAAAAAACACUAAAAAAAGGCAUUGACUUUUCGCCCAAAAUGCCAAAACCAUGAAAUUAAGAUCGUUUGAGCAAUUCUCAUUUCCAUUUCCGGCGGUCUGAUGGCGAGAAUUGCCGCAUUUUUUGUGGUUGCGGCGGCGACGGCGGUGGCGCUGAUCAGUGGUGUGUGGGCCCAAUCCCAGGAGGCGCCAUGGAGGAUCCACACGCUGUUCUCCGUGGAGUGUCAGAACUACUUCGAUUGGCAAACGGUGGGGCUAAUGCACAGUUUCAGGAAGGCGGGUCAGCCCGGCCCGAUUACCCGGCUCCUGAGCUGUACAAAUGAGGAGAAGAAGAGUUAUAGAGGCAUGGACUUGGCUCCCACUCUUGAGGUCCCUUCCAUGAGCAGACACCCCAAGACUGGUGAUUGGUAUCCUGCCAUUAACAAACCAGCUGGUGUUGUCCACUGGCUUAAGCACAGUAAAGAGGCAGAAAAUGUUGAUUGGGUUGUUAUUCUAGAUGCAGACAUGAUUAUCCGAGGUCCAAUCAUACCAUGGGAGCUUGGUGCUGAGAAAGGCAGGCCUGUUGCCGCAUAUUAUGGGUACUUGGUUGGAUGCGACAAUGUUCUUGCCAAACUGCACACGACACACCCUGAACUUUGUGACAAGGUUGGGGGGCUUCUGGCCAUGCAUAUAGAUGAUCUUCGCGCUUUGGCACCCAUGUGGCUUUCAAAAACCGAGGAAGUAAGGGGAGAUAGAGCUCACUGGGCUACCAACUAUACCGGUGAUAUAUAUAAUUCGGGGUGGAUAAGUGAAAUGUAUGGAUAUUCUUUUGGCGCUGCAGAAGUGGGACUCCAACACAAAAUUAAUGAUAAUCUGAUGAUUUACCCAGGCUAUAUUCCCCGAGAGGGUAUUGAACCUAUUCUUUUGCACUAUGGCUUGCCUUUUAGUGUUGGAAAUUGGAGUUUCAGUAAGCUUAAGCAUCAUGAAGACAACAUUGUUUAUGAUUGCGGUCGCCUAUUUCCAGAGCCUCCUUAUCCCAGAGAGAUAAAAGAAAUGGAAGUUGAACCUAUGCAAAAGAGAGCACUGUUUCUGAACUUAGAAUGCAUCAAUACUCUGAAUGAAGGUCUGUUAUUGCAGCACGCUGCUUUUGGAUGUCCCAAACCAAAGUGGUCAAAGUAUCUAAGCUUCUUAAAGAGCAAAACGUUUGCUGACCUUACUCGACCUAAGCUUCUCACUCCUAGAAGCCGACAAACAAUGGAGCUUCACAAUGAAGUUUCUCAAGCCACGAAUGAGCCAGAAAAACCACAUCCCAAAAUUCACACCAUUUUUUCUACAGAAUGCUCACCUUAUUUUGAUUGGCAAACUGUUGGGCUCGUCCACAGUUUCUACCAGAGUGGUCAACCGGGAAAUAUCACAAGACUUCUAAGCUGUACAGAAGAGGACUUGAAGCAAUAUAAAGGCCAUGAUUUGGCUCCUACCCACUAUGUUCCAUCCAUGAGUCGACAUCCAUUGACUGGAGAUUGGUACCCUGCAAUUAAUAAACCAGCUGCAGUCCUUCAUUGGCUUAAUCAUGUGAAGGUUGAUGCCGAGUAUAUUGUUAUCUUAGAUGCCGAUAUGAUCAUGAGAGGACCAAUAACACCAUGGGAGUUCAAUGCAGCCCGUGGCCGACCAGUUUCAACCCCAUAUGACUACCUGAUUGGCUGUGACAAUGUGCUUGCGAAGCUCCAUACUCGUCAUCCAGAAGCUUGCAACAAGGUUGGCGGUGUGAUCAUAAUGCACUUUGACGAUCUUCGGAGAUUUGCAAUGCUGUGGCUGCACAAAACUGAGGAAGUCCGAGCCGACAGAUCUCAUUGGUCCAAAGACAUUACGGGAGAUGUAUAUGAAUCCGGAUGGAUCAGCGAGAUGUAUGGCUACUCCUUUGGUGCUGCCGAGUUGAAUUUGCGGCACACCAUAAGCAACGAGAUUCUUAUAUACCCGGGAUACAUUCCUGUGCCUGGUGUCAAGUAUAGAGUAUUCCACUAUGGCUUGGAAUUUAAGGUUGGAAACUGGAGCUUCGAUAAAGCAAACUGGAGGCAUGUCGACUUGGUUAACAAAUGUUGGGCUAAGUUUCCCGACCCUCCUGAUCCGAAAACUCUAGUUCAAACCGAUAAUGAUGUAUUACAACGUGAUUUGCUUAGCAUAGAAUGUGGGAGUAAAUUAAACGAAGCUCUACGCCUACACCACGAGAGAAAGAAAUGCCCGGAUCCCAAUUCCUUGGCUACAACUAAAGAGACCAGACGUCAGACCGUGAAACCUAAUCAGACUAAACCAACUACUGAUAGUGCUAUACCGGGGAAGUUUGGGAAAGUUGAUGAAAGUGCUAAUGAAAUUCAAGUCAUGAAGCGCGAUUCUGUUGUUCCGAAAAACAAUUCUCAAGAAUCAUCGCAGCCUGAAGUGACGAAUGGAACGUUCAAUUCUAUGAGGUUUUGGAUCAUUGUGCUGUGGGCUGUUUCAAUUCUCGGGUUUGUGGCAGUAAUGUCAAUGAUGCUUUCGCGUCGUAAGGGACUGAAAAGAAGAGGUAAAAGUUACAAGCCCAAGAGAAGAGCCUCACAUUCGGGUUUCUGGGAUGCGAAUGGCAAUGAUAGGCAUCUUCGCAGCACUGAAACUGCAUAACCACCUUCGAGAUAUUAACGAGACAAAAAUGCAGCACAGAUUUAUCUAUCUAACCCAUCAAAGCCCAAGUCGAAGUUCUUUGGAAAUGUAAACACAACUCUUUUUAGCGUUAAGAUCAAGUCUUCCAGAUUACGAGAUUGGUUACUGUGAAGGGAGAAACACAUCAUGAAUAGGGAGAUCAGCAAGUUGUCAACUGAAGCUGGAGGGGUACAUAAGAACAAGUGAAAACCAAGCUUGACAGACUGAACAAUAAUACUCAGAUACCACUUUUCCUGUUUUAUUUUGCUCCUUGUAUUCUUCUAACAUUUGUGUAGCCUAUUCUUCAAACAAAAGAAAGAGAGAAACAAGAAUUCCAGAACUUUUUUUGUAUUAUUUGUUGCCAAGUUUUGCAGUUUUAGUCUCUCUGUGAUUAUGUUUCCGAUUCA